GCUGUCUGCUCGUAGAUGAUCACAUUUUCAUCAGCCUGACCCCGCCUCUGGUGAAUGCAGGGGCGCUCCAUGUGACGCUGGGGCUGUAACAAAAAUCCAGUAUGGCGGAAUCUGUCAGGAGAUGAAUUUUUUUUUCUUCCCCUCCUCCUGCGUUCAGGAAAAGAGGAGAAAAAAAACCCUCGGAGUGCUAACAUGGGAGAGAAAUAAUUUUUUUCUUUUUUUUUUUAUAAAAAAGGCAGCCGCUUUGGGACACAUGCUGGGACGACUGGCCUCCUCCUGGCCCGUGUAUAGGUUGGUGCUAAACAGUGAGUUGCCGCUCUGAUUGGAGUUACCGGAUCAAUAAGCUAAUGGAGAUUGGCUGCUGCCGGACGUCUGCUUCCUGUUUCCCGUUUGACCGUCCCGAGUGUUGGAUCAGCCUGAACACGCAUUCAAACGCACACUCUCCUCCUCCGCCUCCUCCCAGCUCUGGCUCUGGCAGGCUAACAGGCUCCUGAUCACCAUCCUGUAAACCACAUCCGUACUUGAACUCAAACACACACACAGACAUACAUCUGUCCUUCAGUCCACACACACACACACGCGCACACGCGUCGAGCUGGGUGCACACUCGCCGUACUGCGUGGACGUCUACCUGACCGACCUGGCAGCAAUGACUUCACACAGCCACCAAGAGGGAAUCCUGGGAAAGGAGCAGCCGCUCGAGGUCCUGAAGACAUCGGCGCUCAACCACAUCCCAACAGUCGACAUCAACUCUGCGCUGCCCCUUCGUCUCCCUCCGGCCGCCAUCCCCAUGGACCUGCGCGUGGACCAUCACCAGCAGCAGCAACAGCAGCAGCAGGUGUCCUCGCUCUCCCCGCCCGCCCAGCAGUCGCCCGGCCAGCCCGGCGGCGGCAGCGUGGUGGCGGCAUCGGUGCACGAGCAGCAGCUGCAGGCUGAGCUGCUGGCCCUGAAACAGAAGCAGCAGAUCCAGCGGCAGAUCCUCAUCGCAGAGUUCCAGAGGCAGCACGAACAGCUGUCCCGCCAGCAUGAGGCCCAGCUGCAGGAGCACAUUCAGCAGCAACAGGAGCUCCUGGCUUUGAAGCACCAGCAGGAGCUGCUGGAACAUCAGAGGAAGAUGGAGAACCACCGUCGGGAGCAGGAGCUGGAGAAGCAGCAGAGAGAACAGAAGCUACAGCUGCUGAAGAACAAGGAGAGGGGCCAAGAAAGCGCGGUGGCCAGCACCGAGGUGAAGAUGCGUCUCCAGGAGUUCGUCCUGAAUAAGAAGAAGGCACUGGCCCAGCGUAGCAUCAACCAAGGAGGCCUACCCAACGACGCUCCCUACUGGUACCGCAAAACCCAGCACAGCUCUUUGGACCAGAGCUCGCCUCCACAGACUGGCGUGUCCACCUACAACCACCCUGUGCUGGGCGUCUACAACCCCCGGGAUGACUUCCCACUGCGAAAGACUGCGUCUGAGCCAAACCUGAAGCUGCGCUCCCGGCUGAAGCAGAAGGUAAGCGAGCGUAGGAGCAGUCCGCUGCUGCGUCGCCGAGACAGUCCCAUCACCACCGCCAAGAAACGCUCGCUCGACAUGGCAGACUCGGCAUGUAGCAGUGCACCCGGCUCGGGCCCAAGCUCUCCAAAUAACAGCUCCAACAACAUCCCUAAUGAGAACGGCAUCACUGUGUCAGUCUCCAACAACACGGAGGCAUCUUUGGCCCAGAGGCUGUGCAGCGGUGCUGAGCGUGGCUCCGUUAGCCAGCUGUCCCUCUACACUUCUCCAUCUUUACCCAACAUCACCCUGGGGCUGCCAGCCACUGCCACGGCCACUGCUGCUUCUAAUGUGACCUCAGCCCAGCAGGAUGGAGGCCUGCAGCCGGCCCUCUCCCUCAGCCCUCCAUUCCUCUCCGGUGGCCACUUGACCCCCUACUUGGCCGAGGCUGGAGCAGGAACAGGCGGGCAUGGUGCACACAGUCCCCUGCUCCAACACAUGGUGCUCAUGGAGCAGAGUCCAGCGCAGAGCCCCCUGGUGACAGGUGUAAGCGGCCUGUCUAUGUCGUCAGCAGCGUCCAUGACCAAACUGCAGCGGCAGCACCGGCCCCUGGGGAGGACCCAGUCGGCCCCGCUGCCCCAGGGGACUGCGGCUCAGGCUCACGCGCAGGCCCUGGCACUGCAGCAGCUGGUGGUCCAGCAACAGCACCAGCAGUUCCUGGAGAAGCACAAGCAGCAGUUCCAGCAGCAGCAGCUCCACCUAAACAAGAUGAUGGCCAAGCCCAGCGAGUCGCCCGUGGGCCGUCAGCACCAGAGCCACCCCGAGGAGACAGAGGAGGAGCUGAGGGAGCACCAGGACGGAGGAGGCCUGCCGCACGGGGUCACCAUCAAGCAGGAGCCCCCCGACCCCCAGGAGCUGCAGGAGGAGGUGCUGCAGCAGCAGCAGCACAGGGAGAGGGAGAGAGAGAGGCAGGCUGAGCAGGAGCUGCUCUUCAGACAGCAGGCCCUGCUGUUGGAGCAGCAGCGGAUUCACCAACUGAGAAACUACCAGGCCUCCAUGGAAGCUGCUGGCCUCUCUAUCUCCUUCCCGGGACACCGCCCCCUGUCCAGGGCCCAGUCAUCUCCGGCCUCCGCUUCCUCCUUCCCGAUCAGCGUCCCCACGCCCGAUCCUCCAGUCAAGCCUCGCUUUACCACAGGCCUCGUGUAUGACUCCCUGAUGCAGAAGCAUCAGUGCAUGUGCGGCAACACCAACAGCCACCCGGAGCAUGCGGGACGCAUUCAGAGCAUCUGGUCCCGACUGCAAGAGACUGGACUCAGAGCUCAGUGUGAGUGCAUCCGUGGGAGGAAGGCCACUCUGGAAGAGCUGCAGACAGUUCACUCUGAAGCCCACGUCCUGCUGUAUGGAACCAACCCACUCCGACAGAAACUUGAUUGUUCAAUCACUCCUAUGUUUGUUCGGCUCCCGUGUGGAGGGGUGGGGGUGGACAGCGACACCAUUUGGAAUGAGGUCCACUCCUCCAGCGCGGCUCGCCUCGCUGUCGGCUCGGUGGUAGAGCUUGUUUUUAAAGUUGCUACUGGAGAGCUAAAGAAUGGUUUCGCUGUGGUCCGCCCUCCUGGACACCAUGCGGAGGAAAGCACUCCCAUGGGUUUCUGCUACUUCAACUCUGUGGCCAUCGCAGCCAAACUGCUGCAACAGAGACUGAAUGUCAACAAGAUCCUCAUUGUGGACUGGGACGUUCAUCAUGGCAACGGCACCCAGCAAGCCUUCUACGAUGACCCCAACGUCCUUUACAUCUCUGUUCAUCGCUAUGACGACGGCAACUUCUUCCCUGGAAGCGGAGCACCUGAUGAGGUGGGCAGUGGCCCUGGAGUCGGGUUCAACGUUAACGUUGCCUUCACCGGAGGUCUCGACCCGCCCAUGGGAGAUGCAGAAUACCUGGCUGCUUUCAGGUCAGUGGUGAUGCCGAUAGCCAACGAGUUUGCUCCAGACAUCGUGUUGGUCUCUUCUGGUUUCGACGCCGUCGAGGGACACCCUCCCCCGCUGGGCGGCUACACUCUGACAUCCAAAUGUUUCGGUUAUCUGACAAGGCAGCUGAUGACCCUCGCCGGAGGCCGCGUGGUCCUGGCUCUAGAGGGAGGUCACGACCUCACCGCCAUCUGUGAUGCCUCCGAGGCCUGCGUGGCCGCCCUGCUCAGCCAGGAGCUGGACCCACUGCCCAAGGCUGUCCUCGAGCAGAGGCCAAACCCCAACGCUGUUCGCUCUCUGGAGAAAGUUUUGGAGACUCACAGUAAGUACUGGCGCUCGGUGCAGCGCUACUCGCCGCGGCUGGGGCUUUCUUUGCUGGAAGCCAAACGAGGAGACUCGGAGGAGGCUGAGGCCGUCAGCGCCAUGGCCUCUCUCUCUGUGGCCAACUCUAAUGCCAUGGAUCAAAGUAGGCCCGAGGAGGAGCCCAUGGAAGAGGAGGAGCCGCUGUAGUGGACGAAAACGUGAGGGUGUCACCGCGUUACCAUUGACCUCUCCGGAGAACGCCUCUUUGAGCAGCAAAGAGUCUCGACUGAUCCCUUCAUUUAGUCCCCAAUAACCCCACUCACCACGUCAGUCACCUUGAUUGGCGGCCCCUCGGCCAAAAAAACGAGGGAGAGGGGGUGGGCUCAGCCUCAAGAGUAGGGAGCCAAUCAGAAGACAGAGGAGGACUGAACUGGAAAAAACUUAUUUAAACAUAACGGCAAGCGCUCGCACAGAGACCUUUUUUCUGUCAGUCUUCGCACCCCCAUGUUAGCCCUCGGCGGCUGACCAAGUGAUCACGGCAGCGGGCGAGCGUAUUUGGAGCGGAGCCAUUGGGAGGGUGGAGAAGGCGGGGGCGAGAUCAGAUCUCGUCACCGAAAGGUGCGAUGACACUUGUGUGCAGAAAAAUACGGUGCUUUAUGCGGCUGCCCUCUGACCACAUUCAGUACGGACACCGGGGACAGCAGACGUCUCCAGCUGUCAAGAGGCAAGCUCGGGGAUUUUUUUCUUUUUUUCUUGACUAUUUUCCCUCCCUAAACAAAUGGGGUGGGGGGAGGUGGGGCAUCACGGCAACCGAGAAGAUAAUUUUACUAAUUGUGUUCACUGUGGACUUUGGUUGGGCCGAAGUUUGAGUAGGCUUUUACAAAGAUUUUAACGGUGAGACUUCGUCGCCUCGCCGGACCAGCCUGUUGUCGAAGGUUGACGAGUGAGAGGAGUGCCUUGGUGAGGGUCCGCUGGAUUUCACGAUUGUUCAGGAAAAGAUUGCCUUAAGAUUUUUCUCGCCGAGGAAUUGGCGCGAGGGUGCGGGAGACGGAGGAGAAUUUCAAGUCCUUUCUUGUGGGGGUGGGGUGGGGGAGAAUGAUGAAAAAUAUAGCAAACAAUCUUUCAGCAUGUUUACUUGGAACGUGACGAAGACAGCAUUUAUGUCUCUCACGGCCUCUCUUGAAGAGUUACUUUACUUUUUUUUUUUUGGAUGGAUCUAUUUUUCUGUAAAAAAGGAAGAAAAAAGAAAGAAAGAAAUGAAAGCGCUUUGUAAAGGUAGUUGCCAGCUUCAGUAGAGUAAAAAAAAUUAAAAAGGUGCAAACAUGGAGACCUUCAAAGAAGGAAUUAGAAAAACUUGCGAAAAGGUUUAGCCUUUAAUGUAGCUUCCCUUUAACCGAAGUCGUCGCUUUGUAAAACGCAUGCAUUUGAGCAGAGAGGCCAGACAUGUUUUUUUUGUUUGUUUCUUUUUAUCUGCAAGAUAUUUUGAAUGUUAUCCAAAAGAGAAAGCCAAGCAAGAGAAAGCCAAAGCAUGAGUUUGGAUUUACAGCAGUACUUAACUCCACUUAGAUGGCAAGCCGACAAACAUUUCACGUAUUGGCCCUUUAAGACGAGGCGCCCAAUACCCAGUUCAAUGUUUACUGAUUUCACUCCUUCACAGAUCAGGUGUGUGUGCCGAUCCCAUGCUUUGCCGGUUGGCAACUACCUUGGUUACUAUUGUGAGCUAAACAUCAGCCAUGUAUAUUGAAUUGAAUAUAUUUUGAGAGGCAGUAAUCGAGUAUUGUCUUUGUUUGUAUUUUACAUGUAUGAUUUUCGCAUCAACUUGUCAAUUCUGCAACGUCAGAAGUGUGUUUGGUAAGCGUGUCCACUCCUUUUCUUUUUUUUUUACUUUUUAUUGUAUAAAAUUAUUUUUCUAACUUUUUUCAUCCAUAGAUUUUGUUCUGUGUUUUUAUCCGUUUUCUGGAUAGUUAUAGGGCUGCCAUUCACGUCCGUAGUACUAUUGUUCUUUCUUUCUUGUAUUUAUCAAAACUAAGGAGCAACUCUUUCUUUCUUUCUUUCUACGGCUCCCUUAAAGCCUUUCUGCAUUUUCAUCAAUGAUGUAUUUAUAACAUGUACUGUUUAUAGGAGAUUUGUAUAUGGAAAAAUUUAUAAAUGUACUCUAAACUAAUGACAGCUAUGAUAUUGUGAGCAAAAAAAAAAAAGAAAAGCAGUAUGGUGUAAGAUGUUACUCCAUCAACUUUGAAAAAGCAGCAUAUUUAACUCGUCAUCGACUGCACUGUUUUCCAGUGGUCACUACGCGGCACCGCCGUUGACUUUUUAAACACCUACAAAGUCAAGACAUUUGAUCACUUUGUUGCCUAACAUUUUCCUCUGGUGCAUGUGCGACAUGCGCUUACCUUUCGACUGUGACAACACCUAAAAAUCAAACAAAACAACGUUUAGAGGCCACCUUAUGUAGCUAGCUGAGCUUUCUGUAGUGGGAAAAGAAAAGAAGGGGACACCUAUGUCAAAGAAAGGAUUUUUUUCUUUUUGUUUUUAAAGCAGCUCGGGAUGGAAACCAUCAGCCAAUCACUUUAAAGUCCUUCUCUAAGCAUGUGUGGCACUAUCAUGUCCGUGACGUCGGUGUUUCCUUCUUCCUUUUUCCUGCUUUGAACUGACCUGACAUGAAGAGUAGAUCGAAUACAUUCAAAUGAGCCCCCAUCUGUCAACUGCUUUGUUAAACACCUGAUUAAAGACGACUGUCAUGUUUAUUUUUAAAGGGACUUUUCAUCCCCCAAAUCAAAUGAGCGUGUUUUUCCUCUGGCCUGUGGUGAUUUAUCCAUUUAGAUUGUUCUGGUGCGAGUUGCCCAGGUUUGAUGAUAUCAGCUGUAGACAUUCCUGCGGCUUUUGAAUAUAAUGGGACUAAAAAGAAGUUUCCUUGUGGUGCUCAAAAAGAAGAAAAAAAGAUGACCCACUUACACAAAAAUAUCCACAAACCUUGCUGUGAGGAGCUUCAUGUAGGAGCUAUUUUCUUUCCACCAAAAUACAUCCGCCAUCUAACUGUGAUUAGACUUAGAUGCCACAUUGCGGAUGGUUAAAUGUAUUUUUGCCCUUGCUAUCUUUGUCAGUGGUGACUCGGGAGAUCUGAGUAUCUGUUCUGACCUAUUUCUAUAUAUAAUAGCAACCUUUUGUGCUUUUUGAUGUUACAGUGUAGGAAAUGAUUAAAACUAAUCAACAGGGGCUUACGUUCCACGGGUGUUAACACUUUACUGUUGCAAAUAUGACAGCAUUGACAGAAUUUCACAAUCUAAACCUCAUACGAGCUUUAAAACUAUCUGCAUACUUCUUUUGGCUAGUGGAUGUAGGCAGUAGAAAUAAAUAAAUUAUACAUAAAUUAUCCAUGAAGAUGUUUGAUUUUUGGAGGACACGUUGUUGCUGAGUUUUUCAAAUAUGUUUUAUAUGCCUUUGAGCAUCACGAGGUGAGUCCCCAUUUUUUUUUUUAACCCCAAUUGAUUUAUUAGUGGGUGGAUAUUUCAACCAUAAUUACCUAUUUGCCAUACUAUUAGUAAUGGCAUUUAUAACAGCCAAUAAAUGAAAAUUUUAAAAAAUAAAGAAGAGAAACACCCUUCAGCUAAGUUAUGAGUGUUGACAUUACAUAGUAUGUCCACCAGAGGCCACUAUGCAGCGCUACAAAGACAACAUCCAGCUAAUUUGAGCAUAGUUGGGCAGAGUGUAAAUAAGUAAGUACGCCACCAAAAAAAUUAGGGUAAAUUAUUUUGUUUGUCCAAAAGAAAAACAUGUAUUGGCCAUUAUAUCAGAAUAUCAGAUUUUCAGAUCACCAAAUGUUGGUAUCAGUCUUAAAAAUCCUUUAUCAGUCAGGCUUUAGCCAGAAAAGGCUGAGUUUUCUAAUCCCAGCACAGUUGGGCAGAGCAUAAACAAGUAAAUAAAUAAGUAUCCCUAACAAAUUUUAGGGAAAUUUCUUUUGGUUGUCUGACAGGGAAAAAAAAAUCAGCCGAUAUCUCAAAAUAUAUUAGUUUUUAAAAAAACAAAUAUUGGUAUCUGUGUUAAAAAAUCCCAUAUCAGUCCAACUCUAGCCAGAGAAGGCCCAGCUGUCUAUAACUGAAACUGGUCCACUUACAGCAGAAUAAUAGACUUGGAUGAGCAGUAGUACAGGCCAGAGGAAAAAAAUGUCUAAAUUUGAGUUGAUAUAAUUUUCUAAACUUGUAAGAUUUGCGAUUAAGUUGAUAUUUUUCAUGUCUAACCAAACAUUCCACUUGUUACUUGCUUAAGUUGUAGAUUUUUUACUACUACUUUUUCUUUUUUUUGCUGUCUGCUCGCGCCAAACUUUAACUCUUUGCAUGGUUUGUGAGUCAGCAUGCCUGCUUGUCUGUGUAACAAAAAGUGUAUUUGCACAAUAGAAGAAGAACACUGGAGGACUUAUAUAUUUAAAAAAAUCAAACAAAAAAACCUCCCUUGGCAACUCCCAAGAGCACCAGGAGGGAUGGUUUUUUUCUUCCUCUCUGGUGGGAAAACAAUUCAAAAGACUUUGUCCAAAUGACUCCACUGAGAAACAUUUAAUAUCAUUCUUAUUGGAUAAGUGAUUUUAAGCACUUACGACUUGUAUGAACUGUGUUUAAGAGAAACGUGCUCUGCCAAACCUCUGCUACAUUCAGACCUUAAAAAGACGCUCCCAAAGAAUGUUCCUCUUUCAAAGAUUUCUAAAUGGGCACUAGAGAAAUCAGUUGAGAAAAGGUUUGGGGGGGGGAAAAGGGCAUCGUCGUUUGAUUGUCACACCCACCUCGGCCAGUUCUAUACAUAUAUAUAACCACUGUGGCUCAAGAGCAAUUCUUGGUUUACAUGUAAAUGGAUAAAAAAAAAAGUUAUUUUUUGUUUGUUGUUUGUCUCUAUUGAUGAAAAAUGUUAUCUUUCUUUGGGACCUACGCUUUGGACAUUUCAUCUCUGACAUCAUCUAUAAAAUAUAUUUCUGAAAAAUA
Messenger RNA from Oreochromis aureus, 8709 nucleotides. RefSeq names its product histone deacetylase 4-like. The transcript is spliced from 27 exons. Bases 650 to 3946 code for a protein of 1098 amino acids. The record is from RefSeq and is a predicted model, not a curated record. Gene Ontology annotation, biological process: negative regulation of transcription by RNA polymerase II; chromatin organization. Lineage: Eukaryota; Metazoa; Chordata; Actinopteri; Cichliformes; Cichlidae. Gene Ontology annotation, molecular function: histone deacetylase activity. Gene Ontology annotation, cellular component: histone deacetylase complex.